UCAAAAUUCCGUCCUCUAUUCAUCACAACAACUAGGUAAGUUCAACAGUGAGCCGAAAGCAUAAUAUCCAGUAGAAUAUUAUAGAUAAAUCGCACUAUGUCGAAUUAUUCAUUGCAAUAAAUAGACAACUUGAAAUACCCAUUUGUUCCACUAGAUAAGUUGAUUUAUCCGCUACCCCCAUCGUGCUCUGAACAAGUUAUCUAAUUGUGCGGCGAAAUUUAAGACAUAAUUGUUCGAUUGUGUACUCUGUUUUCCUGUGAAAAAAGUGAAAAAAAUGUCUACGAGAGGAAAGAUUAUGGUUGAACUUGCAAGGCAACGGGCAGACGUCCAAAAUAGUAAGGACUCGACUGAAUUGAAUGGAGAUGAAGUGAAUAAUCCACAAUUUGCAGAAAAUUCAGGUCUGAAUGCCACAAGUGAAAUUGAUGAAACUAACGUUUUACCUGAGCAUGGCCCUAGUACUUCAAAUCCGCGUGAAUGUUCUGAGUAUUUGGAGUCCGAUGAUGAACCCUUUUCGUCAGAUCAGUCGGAAUAUGAACCAGAUUCAAUUUCUUCUAGUAGCGUCUCCGGAGCUGAGAAUUUAGAUGGUAUGGAAGAGUUUCCUGUGAUAACAGAUAAAUCUAGAAAACGGAAGAGAUGUGCAAAGGAUUGGAAACGCAAUAUUGCGAAGGCAAGAAGACAACGUGGCGAAGCGUAUUUAUCUUCAAGAGGUAAACACGUACCUGGCGUUUGCAUGAAAGAUCCAUGUUCUCCUAAAUGCCGUCAAAAAUGCGGUGAACGGAUUUCUAAUAACGAGAGGCUCCUUAUUUUCAAAAGGUACUAUGAGCUGAAGACUUAUGAAAGAAAGCGUGAUUUUAUUAAUGGUCACACAGAGAAAAAAUUGAAAAAAUGGCAUACCAAGCAAAACUCAAGACGUAAAAGUACAAUUAUAUUCUACUUACCAAUUAAUCAAGAGAAAGUUAAAGUAUGCAAAACAAUGUUUAUGAAUACAUUGGGCAUCCGAAAAGGUGUUGUAGAUAUUGCAAUGCAGAAAAGAACAAGCGAAAAUACGACACAGGAAGACCAGAGAGGUAAGCAUAAGAAAAAAUAUACGUCGCCGGAAGUCUUGGACUCGGUAAGAAAGCAUAUCGAGAAGUUCCCUGUUAUGUCUUCUCAUUACUGUCGCGCAAGAUCAUCAAGAAAAUAUUUAUGCAGUGAUCUCAACAUUAGUAUUAUGUAUGCAAUGUACAGUGAAGAGUGCAUAGAAAAAAGGGCAACACCAGCAAGUUCUGCAAUUUAUAGGAAGGUAUUUUCUGAGGAAUAUAACUUGGGUUUUUAUCGCCCACGAAAGGACCAAUGUCGUUUAUGUAUGGCCUUUAACUGUCCUUCUAGCGAUAAAGUUGCUUUAGAAUCCCAAUAUGCAGCCCAUCUAGCAGCCAAGGAUAGGGCUCGUCAAGAAAAACGGUUGAGCAAACAACGAGCUGAUGAUUCCCGUGGAAACAUUGUCAGUUGCAAUUUUGACCUGCAGCAAGUACUUCUCGUGCCAAAUGAUCCGACAAAUAAUGCUCUUUUUUACAAACAGCGGUUUAAAGUAUUUAACUUUACGGUGUACAAUACAGUUUCAAAAGCAGGCGACUGUUUCAUGUGGACAGAGGUGGACGGAAAACGAGGAAGCUGUGAAAUUGCCUCGUGUCUUUUUACCUACUUCAAGUCUCUGCCAGAUUCAGUUAAAAAAAUUGAAUGCUUCAGCGAUAGAUGUGGAGGCCAAAAUUUGAAUAAGUUUAUGGCUGGAAUGUGUUUAACUGCUGUUCAAGAUAUUCCACAUCUUGAUGAAAUAGAUCUCAUGUUCCUGGUAGUUGGACAUAGUGAGAUGGAGUGUGACUCUAUGCACUCGGCUAUAUCAACUGAGUUUAAGAGGGUUGGUAGGGCAAACUGGCCUCAAGACUGGAAGACAAUUGCCAAAUGUGCUCGACGAAAGGGCGAUAAGCCCUAUAUUGUCCAUGAAAUUCAGAAUAGAGCUAUAUUGAAUUGGAAAAAUCAUGCCGAGAAAAAUCUGAUAUUCAGAGCUAAAGAUGAGAAUAACAAACCGGUAGGAUGGCAAAAAAUGUGCUGGAUAAAUUUUUCAAAAUCCAGACCCUACAUUCUCAGAUUCAAAGAGAACUUCGAUGAUGAAUUCAGAACUCUGAAUUGUAAUAGAAAAACGAGGACUACUCCAUUGCUCUCAUCAGCUACGUUGCAGUCACUGUACAAAGAUAAGCUUCCUAUUAAAAAGGACAAAUAUGAUGACCUCUUGUCUUUAUUCAGAACUAAUCCACCAGCAAUUUCUACUGAGUAUAAAUACUACUACGAAAAUCUGCCGUAUACAAGAACUAAAUCUGAACAGGAGCCUCCAGGAUCUGAUAUAGAUAUCAGUGAUAUUGAUUAUGAUUAAUUAAAAUGUUCUUUUUUUGUUCAACAUUGGCUUAUAUAAAUAUUUUUGUGACCUCCUACAAUAAAAAUGAAAUUCUUAUUCA
Molecule: messenger RNA, 2489 nt
Organism: Harmonia axyridis
Lineage: Eukaryota; Metazoa; Arthropoda; Insecta; Coleoptera; Coccinellidae
Exons: 3
Coding region: 275-2407 (710 amino acids)
Source: RefSeq, a predicted model, not a curated record